GCUUCGGUUUCUGCAGUGCUUAGUUUCCCCAAAUUUACCCAUAUAAAGCCUUUCCCCUCCCUUUUGUAUAUAUAUAUCUAUAUCGCUCUCUUGGACCUCCACCUCGCGCAAUCUCUAUGUCCUUCAUCUUCCGCCGCUUCUUCUCCAGCACCACAUCAACCAUGUCCGACGCCGCUACUCAGAAGGCUAAGCAGCUGAUCAACGACAACGCUGUCGUUGUUUUCAGCAAGUCCUAUUGCCCCUACUGCUCCAACACCAAGCAAAUCCUCGACGGCCUCAAUGCCAAGUACGCUACCUACGAGCUCAACCAGGAAAGCGAUGGCUCCGAUGUCCAGGACGCUCUUCUCAAGUUGACCGGCCAGCGCACUGUCCCGAACAUCUUCAUUGGCAAGCAGCACAUUGGCGGUAACUCCGAUCUCGAGGCUGUUGUCAAGAACGGCAAGAACGGCAAGAAGAUCCAAGAGCUCCUCCAAGAGGCGGGCGCUCUGUAAGUCGCUCUCCGCAAGACACGUUAGAAACAACCUCGGUGUUCUCGAAGGACACAACUGUCUGGGUUGAAAGAAACCUCUACAGGGAGAACCGUCGGCAAAGGGGAAAAGCGCUCGAGAGGCUCAAAUGGUGGGAGACAUCACGAGAGCCCCGUGGUGUGCGUGGCGCCAUGGGCCUCUACUUCUGCUAGUAGUUUUUGUAAAUGCGGGAUGGGAUACCCAGGGAUCUAUGAAAGGGUGGCUAUUCGUCUGAAGCGGUUUUGCGAAAAUAAAGGCAUUGGAAUACCCCAACAUCAUGGUCAU
Messenger RNA from Neurospora tetrasperma FGSC 2508, 791 nucleotides. RefSeq lists its product as uncharacterized. Bases 162 to 491 code for a protein of 109 amino acids. Gene Ontology annotation, cellular component: nucleus; cytoplasm. Gene Ontology annotation, biological process: cellular response to oxidative stress. The transcript has 2 exons. Lineage: Eukaryota; Fungi; Ascomycota; Sordariomycetes; Sordariales; Sordariaceae. Gene Ontology annotation, molecular function: glutathione disulfide oxidoreductase activity. The record is from RefSeq and is a predicted model, not a curated record.